GUUACUGUUUUCAAUUGCUUCUUGUAAAAUUCUAACGUGGAUAUUGCAUGAAAAAGCUUUUAUAAAAUGCAAAUACUAACUAAUAAGCCAUAUGUGUUCAGUAAACAAGUCACAAAAACACCCGUGACUUUCGGACAAUAACCGGAAUUUCGAGGUUUUUAUAGGUCCAUGAAGGCAGCAUAAUGACGUACACUGUUUUGCUUUAAUGGCGCGAUCAAGAGGCUAACCCUCUACUUUCUUGGCAAUUUUUGGUUCUAUUACCAUUAUUGGAACUUGUUAAGACUCGUGUUUGCUUCAGGUUAGUAAGAUACUUGUACUGUACCGAGUAACACAGGGUCAGUUUAAUGGAGGGUUCAUUGGUAAAAGACAACCCGCUGCUUCUACCUCUCAACAAGGAAAAAACGGCCUAUGACGGAUUCAUCACAGUCCAGGAACGGCACUUCAGACUGAGAAUACUUCUGCAAACAGAUCAACAACUCAAAAAGGCCAAGUUCUAUUGCAGUUGGCAGUUAAAACACUUUUUAUGUGGAUAUGAGCACAUAGUGAAGCAGAGGCUGCAGCAGUCGGCUGAUCUUGUCAGUUUCAUUCUAGAGCUAAAGACUGUCUUGGAAAUGGAGCUCAAGAGCCGUCCUAAGCGCAGCAAUAUUGCAGCCCCGAAAUAUUACUCCCAGCUCAUCACUGAGAUUGAGAGUCUUGGUUGGGACAAGCUGCUUUUUAUAGACUCAGAGUUCAAAAUGCUGAGAUUAAAGGCAGAAGACUCCUCUGGAAGGCAGCAUAUUCUCACUCUAAAACUCAAGCCUAAGCACCCAACGAAGGCUCCAGAAUGCCUAGCUGACCUGCCGGUCCCUCUCGCCAUAGCAUGGACCUCUCAGACCACGCUGCAGCAGCUCCACAACCAGUUCAUGAUGGUUCUGGAGUCCCUCACAGAGUUCUGGAAUGUUUUAGAUGAGAUAGACAGCCAGACUUGGAUUCUGGAGCCUGAAAAGCCCAGCCGGGCUGACACCAUGAGGCGGCUUGCUAUUGGAAACAAUGUCUCCAUCAAAGUUGAAGUGGAUCCCAGACAUCCAAAGAUGCUUCCUGAGUGCUUCCUGCUUGGAGCUGAUCAUGUGGUGACUCCAUUGAGGAAUAGGCUGAAUGCCAACAUACACUUGUGGAACCCGAACUCCAGCGUCUUGCACAACCUCCGGGAUGUUUUGGAGAUCAUGUUUCCGUCACCUACCACCCACGAAAAAUCUGAUUUCAGAGCUGAGUGUGCAAUUUGUUACUCCUAUUGCCUCAAAGCCGCAAUCCCAGACCAGGUGUGCAAUGACCCCCGCUGCGGUCAAUCCUUCCACCAGACCUGUCUUUAUGAGUGGCUGCGAGCACUGCCCUCCAGCAGGCAAAGCUUCAACAUUGUUUUUGGAGAGUGUCCUUACUGCAGCAAGCCCAUCACAGUGAAGAUGGUGAUGUAGAAGCCCUGACUAGUGAGUCUGUGUUCCACGCAAGUCCAGCUCCACUGUGGAAACCCGCCUGCAAACAAUACUAACUGUACAACGAGCUCAGGAGUUAGUUGUGUUCUUUAAAAAUAGUUUGAAUGCAAGAACAGCACCCAAGAAAAGAAGGGCACCUAUAAGCAAACAACUGUACCACAAGCCUGUCCAUUGUGUGGGACCAGCUUCCUGCACUUUGGAAUCAGACCGCUGCUGAUGACUACAGUCGACUCUGUAGCAGGGAAGCCUCUCUACCCGUCCUUCCCUGUAGCCUGUAUGUGCUUGAGUUCUAGUGUCACAGUUAGUGAAAGCGUGUUUUCUUCUUUGUGGGUGAAUCCUUUCUUCGGUGCAGGUUAUCGGCUGGCCAUCAGUUCUCCUGGUGGUCUUUUUGGAUUUAGUUUUCUGUUGAAGAGAGUGAUUCAAAGGUUUGCUGUUUUGGAACUCACAAAAGCAUGAAACUGUUCUACUGUGUUGCACUGGUUGAUUUGAGAAAUAAAUUAACUUAAAAUAGUGAUUUAUAUCAUUGUAACCAGCUUUAGAAAAAAUCUUUUUUAAAAUACAGCUCAUGGUUAUGGCUGUAGCAGAUUCAAAAUGGAACACAGCAAAUGGCAAUACAUACAGGUGCUGGUCAUACAAUUAGUAUUUCGUCAGUUGGAUUUAUUUUACUGUUUCCAUUCAAAAUGUGAAACUUGUAUAUUAUAUUUGUUCAUUACACACAGACUGAUACGUUUCAAAUGUUUAUUUCUUUUAAUUGUGAUGUUAUAACUGACAACUAAUGAUAACCCCAAAUUCAGUAUCCCGGAAAAUUAGAAUAUUACUUAAUACCAAUACAAAGAAAGGAUUUUUAGAAAUCUUGACCACCUGAAAAGUAUGAACAUGAAAACUAUGAGCAUGUACAGCACUCUGUACUUAGUUGGGGCUCCUUUGCCUGAAUUACUGCAGCAAUGCAGCAUGGAGUCGAUCAAUCUGUGGCAUUGCUCAGGGUUUAUGAGAGCCCAGGUUGUUCUGAUAGUGGCUUUCAGCUCUUCUUGUUUUGUCUGGCAUAUCGCAUCUUCCUAUUCACAAUACCCUAUAGAUUUUCUAUGGGAUUAAGGUCAGGCCAGUUACAAACCUGUUACAAAAUGUUUUCAGCGGCUUUUUGAUAUAUUGAGCCAGUUUUGCUUUAAUCAGUGACUUUUUCCACAACCAUCCAUCAGAUAAUAUAUUUAUACAGCGUUACUGGCAACUGAUUUCACUGGCAAAUUAACACCAGGGAUACCAUGGUCCUUAAAGUCCUGUUGGAAAAGAAAAUCUGCAUCUCAAUAAAGUUAGUCAGCAACAGGAAGCAUGAAGUGUUCUAAAACUUUCUGGUAUAUGGCUGCGUUAACCUUGGACCUCAAAAAAUACAGUGGAUCAACACCAGCAGAUGACACGGCACCCCAACCAUCACUGACUGUGGAAACUUUACACUGGAGCACUUAGCAGCAGUCCAGUCCUUUUUUGUCUUAAGCCCACGUGAGACACUCCUGAUGCUGUCUGUUGUUCUAGAAUGGCUUGACACAAGAUUUAUAACACCUGAAACCCAUGUCUUGCAUAUGUCUGCAUAGUAGUUCUUGAAGCACUAACUCUAGCUGCAGUCCACUCUUUGUGAAUCUCCCCCACAUUUUUGAAUAGGUUUUGUUUCCCAAUCCUCUCCAGGGUACGGGUAUCCCUAUUGCUUGUACACUUUUUUUCCUACCACACCUUUUCCUUCCCUUCCCUCUGUGCUUGGACAGAGCUCUGUGAAUAGCUAGCCUCUUUUGCAGUGACUUUUCGUGUUUUGCCUCCUGGUGCAAGGUGUCAGUGGCCGUCUUUUGGACAGCUAUCAAGUCAGCAGUCUUUCCAAUGAUCGUGAACUCGACUGAGAGACCAUUUAAAAGCCUUUGCAGAUGUUUUGAGUUAAAUAGCUGAUUAGAGUGUGGCACCAGGUCUCUUCAAUAGUGAACCUCAAAAUUUCUUAGAUACUGAAUUUAUUAGUUGUCACUUAUAAUCAUAAUUAAAAAAUAAACAUUUGAAAUAUAUCAGUCUGUGUUUAAUGACUCAAUAUAACUUACACGCUUCACUUUUUGAAUAUAAUUAGUGAAAGAAACCAACUUUUUGAUAACAUUCUUAUUCUGUAAUGACGAACACCGAUGUGUGUGUGUGUGUGUGUGUGUGUGUGUGUAUAAGAAAAAAAAACAUCCUGGAUGCUCCAAUGUCUUGAACUUAAACCUGUUUAGAUUGAGCUCUGGGGCCUAUUGGAGGGCCUCUGAUAUAGCAUGCAGGGAUGGGCCUGGGUUUGGCCACCUCUUGCUUCUGCUGAUCAAUGGCACCCCCAUUAUCAUUUUCUUUGUAGUUCUUUACAGAUGUUAGCCUUUGUGAUCUUCUGACAGAAAGUAAAAUCCCAUUUUCUUUCUGUAAGAAUAAAGCAAAGCAGUUUAUUAUUAAUCAGUUUUGACUGGUACUUGUUGAAAAUAUUGGGUAUAUAUACCCAACGUGCCCUGCAUAUUAUUUUUUAGAUACAGAAGUCAGAAGUUGAAUUUUUUAGCUCCAUGUUGAAACUAUAUAAUCUGCUUUACAAGCAUGACCUCAAUGUGUUUUGGGGUCAGAGCAAAAGAUUGUUACUGCUGUGACUUUACCUGAUGUGAUGGAACUUUCAUGAGCUGUGUUCCAGCUAGCCCUUGUUUGAACUUAAUUUCUUCCUGCACAGUUUCAUCUGCUUUUGGUGUAGCUUUGAAGGAUCCUCUGGCUCGAUCUACUUUCAGCUAAGAAGGAAACAUCAUUAAUUGAUUAAUUUUAGGAAGAUAAAACCUUUGUGCUACCUGUGUAUUCACAGUUUUUUCAGCCAUGUUCAUGUCUACAGUGUUAGUACCUUCUGUUGACUUCAGGUCCUUUAAAACUGUUACAAAAUGUUUUCAGCGGCUUUUUGAUAUAUUGAGCCAGUUUUGCUUUAAUCAGUGACUUUUUCCACAACCAUCCAUCAGAUAAUAUAUUUAUACAGCGUUACUGGCAACUGAUUUCAUUGAAUGGCCUUUAUCUCAACUGACAUUUUUGCUAGAGCGCCUGUAAAUGGCCACUUCUGUUUAAGGGAUCAAACUGGCCAGUACUUUUACAUGGAAAUUAAAUGGCACAAGGAGAUGAAAUCAGGAGAAUAAUUGGAGAUGCCCUGCACUGUGUUGUAUGUCACUCGUUUCUUCAAAUUGGGCCAUUGAGAGGAUGCUUGCUGUGCCCGAGGGGUCAAGAAGCGAUUGUGGUGAAUUUGAAAAGAAUCGUGGUUCUUCACUCAGAUUUUGCCUUGACCAGUGCUGGUUGACAUAUGCAAAGGAGCAGAUGUGUUGUCACUGGGGUUAAGCGGCAGGAAAUUUGUGACCAGCCCUGAGGUUGCCAAAAUGUUCAGUUAAUGCAAGAAAUAUUUUCUGAAAAAUACAGGUAUGCUGCAUUCAGUCAUUGUAUCUAUAAUCUAUAUUAUUCCGCAGCAUCUUUACAAUGCAGCUUUACUAUUACUAUUAACAGAUUAUUAGCCAGUGUAUAAGUGAAAAUGCCAUUUUAUUUUCUUUGGAAGUAUUUUGAAUCUAACUGCAAUUACUGUUUUUUUAUGCAGUGAAUGUGUUGUCCAGUGACUGAUGGCUGCAUGAAAAAUGCCUUCACAAUGUUUAAUUUUUAUUGUUUAGUCACUAAAGGUGCAAAGCAUCACAGUCACAUUGAUUGUCUACAUUUUGCAUAACAUAUUCUCCUGUGUCAGACAGGAUGUGGAAAAUCAUUCAUUAGCACAUUUUAUGGUCUUCAUUUUAGCAUUCACAUAUUUGUGUCAGUCCUAAUAACUGACAGCAAUUGAAGGAGUAGUUGUGUACAUGUGUGUAUUUACACUGAUCAGCCACAACAGUUACACCACCUGUUGGUUUUUAUGUGGUGGUGGACUGGCUACUGCAAAGGCAAUAUUGUAGCAAGCAUGUUCUAUGGGCUUUAGCUUUGUUGUUUUGUAAGCUGUCUAGUGACUAUUUUUCAUGCUGUAUGUACUGGACUGGACAUGUUUUUAUUUAGAUAUUGUAGCACACAUGUUGUUCUUUUUACAGUACAUUCUCACCUUUUCUUUGUUGUGGUGAUCUGCCACCCCAGUUGCAGACUCUCCUACAGGGAUGGAAAACUCCAGUCUUUCCUGUCUUUCUUUUACACCGUUGGCUAAUAUGUCUUUAAGAUACUGGUAGUCAGGCUUAUCCUGGUAAUCCAGAGUUCUCACGUAAGUGAGUAAAUCAGCCAAUUCAUCUUUGAACAAAUCAGAGCACACAAAAUGUAAGAAAUUUGUUGGACCAUCUGAAUAGGUUUGAUACAGGUACAAAACACACUGAACAUACAAUAUAUUGGAAACAUACUGCAUUAGAACUUGUAUCUGUCACCCACACACCAAGUGUUGGUGUGUGGGUGGUGAUGCAUACCCUCAUGCUUAUCUGUGGCGGGCAGUUGGGCCUUGUCAGCAGAGAAGCACUUAGUCCCAACUAUACAUCACACACUAUGCACACACAGGUGUGACCUCUUUUUAUAGAAAAGAGAUAAAACAGCAAACUUUGAAAGGCGCAUCAGCGAGACAGUUAGCUAAUUGGUGCAAAGUUAUUUGUAGCCUCAAGGAGACUUUGAUUAGACAUUAGCAAAAUUUGCUGCAGUCUGGAUCAUUGUUUAUGCUUAUCUCUAUAGAUGAAUUUAGAUAAUCUAUUUUAAACAAAUAGGCUCUGGCAAUUUUUAGACCGUCAUUAGCCUAACUUGGAAAAAUGCAGUAUUCUCAUUUAUUUCACUGCAAAUGCUGCAUAAAAUGAUUGCUUAGGAAUUCAGUACUCCAGGUAAAAAGCUUCAAGACAGUGAUUUUUUUUUCCUUCAAGGACACUAGUUGCUAGAACAUCUGGUCAUUGUGCAUGCUUUAUAUUUUUAUGACUGGAAACCAACCACAACAAUACAAUUCAAUACAACACCUGUCACUUGUGUGUCCUGUGACUACCACUACCUCAAUUUGAAGAUGCCCUUUGGCCCUACGUUACAGUACAUACCUGCACUGUCCCCAAUCCCCGGCAGUUGCUGAACUGAGUCUGGAAGAUUUUCCAUCAGUCUUGGAGAGAAUCAAAGUAAGAAAAGGAGAAAGGAUGUGAACACAAAAGCAUUUCAAAGAUGAAGUUCAAGGCCAAGUAAAGUAAGGUAGGGACAAUGCAGCAGAGGGAACGUUAAUACUAUCCUUAGGUUAAGAUUCACAAAUGUACCGUAUUUUUUGCCGUAUAAGACACACUUUUUUUCCCCAAAACUGAAGGGGAAAAGUUAGUGAGUCUUAUGGUGAAGACGAGUGGGGGACAAUGGUGGACUUUACAGUGAUGAGUGGGGGCAAAGACAAAACGUACCAGUAUGUUUGUCUUGUUUGUUUUUUUUACUGAUCCGAAAAAGAUCCGAUCUGUGACUCCUAAUCCAUGGAACGAUCUGAACCGUGAGUUCUUUCACUUUCACUGUUUACUGACUUUACUGACAGUUCAUGUUACAGGUUCGGCAUACAAUUGUUCUUAAACUGCUGUUAACUUUCAUAAAGUUGAUAUAAAAUAUUUUACUACA
Molecule: messenger RNA, 7049 nt
Organism: Betta splendens (Siamese fighting fish)
Lineage: Eukaryota; Metazoa; Chordata; Actinopteri; Anabantiformes; Osphronemidae
Gene: fancl
Product: FA complementation group L
Exons: 14
Coding region: 345-1451 (368 amino acids)
Biological process (GO): interstrand cross-link repair; protein monoubiquitination
Cellular component (GO): nucleus; Fanconi anaemia nuclear complex
Molecular function (GO): ubiquitin protein ligase activity
Source: RefSeq, a predicted model, not a curated record